UCAGAAAAGGAAAGUCAUUUAUUAUUCCGACGAAAAGGAAAUCUCAUAAACAUUAAAGAAAGAAGAAAACAAAUCACCUGAAAAUACAAAAAAAGAAGAAAGGAAAUUUUGCUUGAUAAGUCUUGAAGUUUUUGAUCUUCCUUCAUAUUGAGAUCAUUCCACUAUCCCUCCUCUCUUCUUAUACAAUCUCUCUGUUUCGUCUUUCGGUGAAACUCAGAACCAAAAAUAAUAAAAAAAAAACUCACCUUUCUCUCUUCUUCUCUUCUGUGGGUUAAGGAAGGUUCAUUCCUCUAAAAAAAUUCGAUCUUUUUGUCGGGUCAACAAUGAGCAAUUGGAGAAGACAAAAGCCCAGAAACAACAACAGUAACAAUUAUAAUCAUCAUCAUCAACAACAACAACAACGAGGGACGACGAUGACUCAAUCACCAAAGCCGCCUCUUGCUAACUGCAAACAGUCUGUUCCUGCGUGGGAGAAGGACUUCUGUGCUAAGGUUGGUUCAGUUCCAUGGUCCAAAGUCCUAGAAGCGAAGCGGUUUAUGCAUCUGUACGAGAGAGUGGUCCAAUGGGACGAUUCAGCGGGAGAAGACGCGUUCAACAAGGCUAAAUCUCAUUACUGGGCUGAGAUAAACGGAGUCUCCUGUGACUUACCUUUGCCUGAUCCUGAUGUCUACAUUGACGAUGUUGAUUGGGACGCUCAAGUUGACAAUGAGCUGGUUCUUGACCUCGAGCGUGGUCCAGACCCGGGAAGAGGAGAGAGGGGAGAAGAGCAUGUGGUGAUUCUUGAUGCUUUGUUUUCGUCUGGACAGUAUAGUGGACAAGGCUGGGGAACAGGAUGGGGUGACGCUGAGGAGAAUGUUGGUAAACCGGAGAACACAUGGGAUGAUCAUCAGCGUUGUGAUGGGUGGAAUCAGGAUUCUUGGGGAUGGAAGGAGGAACCAGUAGCUUGGGAUCAUGAGGAGAAGAAGAUCAAUAGGUUCGGAACAGAGUCUUGGGACUAUAGGAACAGAAACAGCUUCAACAACAAGAAGGUUGGGAACUGGAACUGUAAUGAUCAUCGUCAUCAAGGAAGAGAGUGGAGAAAGAGAGGAGCGGCGCCACGUGAAGGAGAGCAGGUGGACGAUUGUCGAUGGAGAAAUGGGAGAGGGAGAAGCCGAGGUGGGUUUCAGCAACCUUCCAAUGGUUGCGGUUGGAUGGAGUCCUUCUGAAUCGAUCAGAGUGUCUCUCUUGAUAAAUAUUUUUGCAGAGGAAAGAAUCAAAAGUUUUCGGUUAUUAACUAAUAUAGUGAGCGUGUGGGAGUUUAGAAUCAUAGUGUGAUGUUUUGUGCUAAACGUUUCUUAAUGGUCUUUUGUCACUUUGAAUGAUGCAGAUUACAAAUAUAUAUAAAUAUAAUACUAAAAGUUUCUGGA
Molecule: messenger RNA, 1406 nt
Organism: Raphanus sativus (radish)
Lineage: Eukaryota; Viridiplantae; Streptophyta; Magnoliopsida; Brassicales; Brassicaceae
Exons: 2
Coding region: 324-1205 (293 amino acids)
Source: RefSeq, a predicted model, not a curated record